GCCUGUUAGACCCGCCCCCGGCCCACAAGGCUCUGCAGGGAGCGGGCCCGGGCGCGGCGCGAUCGAGGUCGGGUCGCCGUCCAGCCUGCAGCAUGAGCGCCCCCAGCGCGACCCCCAUCUUCGCGCCCGGCGAGAACUGCAGCCCCGCGUGGGGGGCGGCGCCCGCGGCCUACGACGCGGCGGACACGCACCUGCGCAUCCUGGGCAAGCCGGUGAUGGAGCGCUGGGAGACCCCCUAUAUGCACGCGCUGGCCGCCGCCGCCGCCUCCAAAGGGGGCCGGGUCCUGGAGGUGGGCUUUGGCAUGGCCAUCGCAGCGUCAAAGGUGCAGGAGGCGCCCAUUGAUGAGCAUUGGAUCAUCGAGUGCAAUGACGGCGUCUUCCAGCGGCUCCAGGACUGGGCCCCGCGGCAGACACACAAGGUCGUCCCCUUGAAAGGCCUGUGGGAGGAUGUGGCGCCCACCCUGCCUGACGGUCACUUUGAUGGGAUCCUGUACGACACGUACCCACUCUCGGAGGAGACCUGGCACACGCACCAGUUCAACUUCAUCAAGAACCACGCCUUUCGCCUGCUGAAGCCGGGGGGCAUCCUCACCUACUGCAACCUCACCUCCUGGGGGGAGCUGAUGAAGUCCAAGUACUCAGACAUCACCAUCAUGUUUGAGGUGCGCCCACCUGGAGUUCCCCAUGGGUCUCCAGGAAGUGACCUUGGAUGGGGGUGGGAAGGGGCUGCUGGAGCCACCUUGCUACCUGGGGAGGGUCCCUUCCUGACCCCCUGGAUGGGUUGGACUGUGCUGGUUCAUUUAGAAAUCAAAGUCCUUUGCCUGGCGGGGUGGCUGCCAGGAGCAGUGGCUCAGGUCUGUAAUCCCAGCACUGUGGGAGGCCGAGGUGGGCAGAUCGCUUGAGCCUAGGAGUUCAAGACCAGCCUGGGCAACAGAGAAAGACUGCAUCUUAACUAAAAAAAAAUACAAAAAACUAGCUGGGCAUGGUGGCGUGUGCCUGUACUCCCAGCUACUUGGGAGGCUGAGGUAGGGGGAUUGCUUGAGCCCAGGGGGCAGAGGUUGCAGUAAGCCAAGAUCGAACCACUGCACUCCAGCCUGGGCAACAGAGCCAGACCCUGUCUCAAGAAAAAAAAAAAAAAGGCCGGGCGCGGUGGCUCACGCUUGUAAUCCCAGCACUUUGGGAGGCCGAGGCGGGUGGAUCACAAGGUCAGGAGAUCGAGACCACGGUGAAACCCUGUCUCUACUAAAAAAUACAAAAAAAAAUUAGCCAGGCGUGGUGGCGGGCGCCUGUAGUCCCAGCUACUCGGAGAGGCUGAGGCAGGAGAAUGGCGUGAACCCGGCAGGCGGAGCUUGCAGUGAGCCGAGAUUGCGCCACUGCACUCCACCCCGGGCGACAGAGCGAGACUCCGUCUCAAAAAAAAAAAAAAAGAAAAUUAAAAAAAAAAAAAUGAGUCCGGGCGCAGUGGCUCACGCCUGUAAUCCCAGCACUUUGGGAGGCCGAGGCGGGUGGAUCAUGAGGUCAGGAGAUUGAGACCAUCUUGGCUAACACGGUGAAACCCCGUCUCUACUAAAAAUACAAAAAAUAAGCUGGGCGUGGUGGCGGGCGCCUGUAGUCCCAGCUACUCAGGAGGCUGAGGCAGGAGAAUGGCGUGAACUCAGAAGGGGGAGCUUGCAGUGAGCCGAGAUCGCGCCACUGCACUCCAGCCUGGGCGAUAGAGCGAGACUCUGUCUCAAAAAAAAAAAAAAAAUGGAAAUCAGGCUGGGCGUGGUGGCUCACACCUGUGAUCCCGGCACUUUGGAAGGCCAAGGCGGGUGGAUCACUUGAGCCCAGGAGUUUGAGCCUAGCCUGGCCAAUGUGGCGGAAUCCUAUCUCUACUAAAAAUAUAAAAGUUAGCCAGGCGUGGUGGCGGGCGCCUGUAAUUCCAGCUACUCGGGAGGCUGAGGCAUGAGAAUCACUUGAACCUGGGAGGCAGAGGCUGCUGUGAGCCGAGAUCGCACCACUGUACUCCAGCCUGGGCAACAGACCGAGACUCCAUCUCAAAAAAACAAAAACAAAAAAAAUGGAAAUCAAAGUCCCUCACCAGCUCAACAACCUCCCAUGGCUCCCCAGUGCCCUGUGGUUCCGCCCAAGCCCCGCGUGUUCCCCUCCCUCCGGCCGCCUCCACCUGGCUGUCUUCGCUGGUUCAGCAGUGCUUGUCUCACUGUUCCCUCCGCCUGGUGGAGGCGGCCUGUCUGAGAAGGGCUCUGUGUGGUUGCCCUGGGCCACUGUUGUGAGAGCCGGCUGGAUGCCUGUGGCCCUUGGGGCAGCUUUUCUUCCAAAAUGGGAACUAGUGGCCUGUGUUC
This is a messenger RNA of Symphalangus syndactylus (siamang), 2342 nucleotides long. RefSeq names its product guanidinoacetate N-methyltransferase (gene GAMT). Gene Ontology annotation, molecular function: guanidinoacetate N-methyltransferase activity. Gene Ontology annotation, cellular component: nucleus; cytoplasm. Gene Ontology annotation, biological process: creatine biosynthetic process. NCBI's taxonomy places the organism in Eukaryota, Metazoa, Chordata, Mammalia, Primates, Hylobatidae. The record is from RefSeq and is a predicted model, not a curated record.